AAUUACAGAUAAUACUGCUGAAAUCAGAAAGUCACGUCAACAGCAAUAGCGCGUUACUUCACGAUCCUAAUGCGCCUAACAUUCACAUUACUCUUUCUCGUCGUUGCUUUCGAUGUACAAUUCGUUCACACACUCAAUUGGCGAUUCAACGAAGGGUUAGAUGAGUCAAUGGCAAUGUUACGUAAUUUACGAGCCAAGGAAAUUUCACCACCCAGUUAUAUGAAACGCUUCGAACGUGAACCUACCGAACAAUUGCUGCAACAUAUUUGGCUAAAUAUUUUACAUCCGAGAAUAUUGAGACAUCACGACCUGUCGCAACCAUUAUUUUACUUGCCUUUGUGGAAAGAGGGUUAAAAUCGUUCUCCAUCACAUAAGAAUGGCUCCAACCCAGAACUGUAUGAUCCUCCAGAUUCCCUGAACCACGCAGGUGCUACAUUUUUUUCUGGAGCCAUUGUCACAAUUUGUUAUGAAUUAAUGUGUUAAAAAUAUAACAAAGCUGGUGAAAUAUGAACACAGAUGAUACUGAUUUGUGCAGAAGUUAUGAUAAAAC
This is a messenger RNA of Loa loa (African eye worm), 550 nucleotides long. RefSeq lists its product as hypothetical. Lineage: Eukaryota; Metazoa; Nematoda; Chromadorea; Rhabditida; Onchocercidae. The record is from RefSeq and is a predicted model, not a curated record. The transcript has 2 exons. The coding region runs from base 70 to 354 and encodes 94 amino acids.